Rotaria socialis is the source of this 381-nucleotide messenger RNA. Lineage: Eukaryota; Metazoa; Rotifera; Eurotatoria; Philodinida; Philodinidae. The record is from the annotation of a GenBank genome assembly.
AUGAUCGAUCUAAUUGUUGCGUAUCUCACUCUUAUUGUUAUCAUAUUGUUAUUCAUCAUUGUUUUUUUAACUCUUUAUAUUAUUCAUGAACAUCGAAGGAAAAACAUAACUCAAUUAAAUCAAGAUCAAUAUGUUGUACCAUUACGCACUUUAAAAACGAAUGAACGAUCUAAUGGUAAUAACUCAAAUUCUGUAAUUCUCUCAGCUACACCCAAACGAACUCGACAUCGACCUCCAACACUAUUUAUUCGUACACAAAACUCUCAAGGUUUUCUUCUAUCCAACGGUGAUCUAUCAUCUCUGUCAAUUCAUAAUAAGAAAUUAACUCAACAUCAUACGAAAUCUACGCUCGAUCAGACAACUAUUCAUUUCGAUAGUUAG